CUAUGCUGAAAAAAGAUACAAAACCAAAACUCAAACUAGUGCGCAUCAUUUCACCAUUUCAUCUCUCUUUAAGCCCUUCCAACCACCACUCUCAAUCCCAACUAUUGAUUCAUGGCACAGUGCGUGACCAACAUGGCGCAGGCCGCCGCGUGCCGCAAUGGUACGGCUGCGGCACACCUGAAAGUGAUUUCCCUCUUCACGAUCUUUGUGACCAGCAUGACGGGUGUGUCUGCACCCGUCAUGCUGGCACGAUACUUUCAAGGGAAAUCUCUUUAUGACAUGGCUAUCUUGGUGAUCAAGUGCUUCGCCGCCGGUGUUAUUCUCUCCACCUCAUUGGUCCACGUGUUGCCAGAUGCCUUUGAGGCGCUUUCUGACUGCCAGGUGGCAUCCCGGCAUCCUUGGAAGGACUUUCCCUUCGCCGGACUGGUGACACUCGGUGGGGUUCUGAUGGCGCUGCUUGUGGACACUGUUGCAAGCUCCCACGUGGAGCAUGCGCACUACACGCCAGUGGAGACGGAGGAGAAGGAGGGAGGUGGAGGUGGCGGUGGCGCGUGGAGCAUGGAGGUGGUUGGUGGUGGUGAAGAAGAGAGGGUCGAAAAGUUGAUGAAAUUCAAGCAGAAGUUGGUGUCGCAGGUUUUGGAGAUUGGAAUCAUCUUUCACUCUGUUAUCAUAGGAGUCACUAUGGGGAUGUCUCAGAACGUUUGCACCAUUCGCCCACUUGUUGCUGCUUUGUCCUUUCAUCAGAUUUUUGAAGGCUUGGGACUUGGUGGCUGCAUUGCUCAGGCUGGAUUUAGCUUUGGAACGACGGCUUACAUGUGUUUCAUGUUCUCAGUGACAACACCAAUGGGGAUAAUUUUGGGGAUGAUAUUAUUCUCAAUGACUGGUUAUGAUGAUAGUAACCCUAAUGCCUUGAUCAUGGAAGGGUUACUAGGUUCAGUUUCUUCAGGAAUACUAAUUUACAUGGCUCUUGUUGACCUCAUAGCAGUUGAUUUCUUUCAUAACAAGCUUAUGAACUCCAAUUUGUGGUUGAAAAAGGUGUCCUUUAUUGCAUUGACUCUUGGCUCUGCCUCAAUGUCUGUUCUUGCACUUUGGGCUUGAACAUUUUGUCUUCUGUUCAAAUAAUAUUGUGCAAGGGUAAAUACAAGAUUAGUAAAAGGAAUUCGCUUA
Messenger RNA from Cajanus cajan (pigeon pea), 1167 nucleotides. RefSeq names its product zinc transporter 6, chloroplastic. Gene Ontology annotation, biological process: zinc ion transmembrane transport. Gene Ontology annotation, cellular component: plasma membrane. The record is from RefSeq and is a predicted model, not a curated record. Gene Ontology annotation, molecular function: zinc ion transmembrane transporter activity. Lineage: Eukaryota; Viridiplantae; Streptophyta; Magnoliopsida; Fabales; Fabaceae.